Alligator sinensis (Chinese alligator) is the source of this 948-nucleotide messenger RNA. RefSeq names its product diphthamide biosynthesis 5 (gene DPH5). Gene Ontology annotation, molecular function: diphthine synthase activity. The transcript has 8 exons. NCBI's taxonomy places the organism in Eukaryota, Metazoa, Chordata, Crocodylia, Alligatoridae. Gene Ontology annotation, biological process: protein histidyl modification to diphthamide. Bases 73 to 930 code for a protein of 285 amino acids. The record is from RefSeq and is a predicted model, not a curated record.
GUCCCUGCGGGACCACGCAGGUUACAAAAUUCACACCCUGGAGCUGGCAUCUCAUCUGCUGCCCCGAUUAAAAUGCUUUAUCUGAUUGGACUGGGGCUGGGAGACGCUAAGGAUAUUACAGUGAAAGGGCUGGAGGUUAUAAAGCAGUGUCACAAAGUGUAUUUGGAAGCCUACACGUCCAUGCUCACUGUAGGGAAGGAAGUUCUGGAGGAGUUUUAUGGAAGGGAAUUGAUUCUGGCAGACCGAGAAACAGUGGAGCAAGAGGCUGAUAACAUUUUAAAAGAUGCUGAUCUAUUUGAUGUUGCUUUUCUUGUAGUUGGUGAUCCAUUUGGGGCCACAACACACAGCGAUCUAGUUCUACGUGCAGUAAAGCUGGGGAUUCCAUACAGGGUUAUUCAUAAUGCUUCCAUAAUGAAUGCAGUGGGCUGCUGUGGAUUACAGUUGUACAAUUUUGGAGAAACAGUGUCUGUAGUUUUCUGGACAGAUACAUGGAAACCAGAAAGCUUUUUUGACAAAAUCGGAAAGAACAGGCAGAAUGGAAUGCACACACUAUGCUUACUUGACAUUAAAGUAAAGGAGCAAAAUCUGGAGAAUCUGAUGAAGGGAAAAAAGAUUUAUGAACCUCCACGAUACAUGAGUGUGAACCAAGCUGCAGAACAGCUUCUAGCUAUUGUUCAAAACCGGAGGCUCCAAGGAGAAGAACCAGAAAUUACCGAAGAUACCAUCUGUGUUGGCCUAGCAAGAGUGGGUGCCACAGAUCAGAAAAUUGCUUCGGGCACAUUACAAGAGCUGUCCACAGUGGAACUAGGCGGCCCACUACAUUCCAUGAUCAUAACAGGAGCUAUGCAUCCAUUGGAGAUAGAAAUGCUUAAACUUUUUGCUGUGGAUAAAUUAAGUUUUGAAAAUAAAAUGUGUCAAAGGAAUACAUGAAUAAAGGUGCCUUUCCUA